Cynara cardunculus var. scolymus (artichoke) is the source of this 1782-nucleotide messenger RNA. RefSeq names its product 30S ribosomal protein S1. Lineage: Eukaryota; Viridiplantae; Streptophyta; Magnoliopsida; Asterales; Asteraceae. Gene Ontology annotation, biological process: RNA stabilization. The transcript is spliced from 8 exons. Gene Ontology annotation, molecular function: RNA binding. The coding region runs from base 56 to 1567 and encodes 503 amino acids. The record is from RefSeq and is a predicted model, not a curated record.
UUUUCCAUCUGGAGAAGAAUCUCUCAUAUGAAGUGCGCAUGAUAAAGAACAAGAUAUGUCUCUCCUUCUUCUUAAUCAUCCUGCUUGUAAGUCUCUUCCUCCUCUAGACACCUUCAUAAUCUGUAAAACCCUCACUAACAGAUGCAUUUCAAGCCCUAGAACUCCAAAUUCCUUCAAUAAUCUAGCUUUUCUUAGAAACUACUCAAUCUUUAGAAAUACCCAUGUUCUAAAUUGCUCGAAUAAUGAAGUUAUUGACGAAUUCACAACCACCCGUUUGGCCCAAAAGCAAGAAAAUGAGAUUGAAGAGCUUGGAUUGUUGGGUAAACCAUCGCCAAUGCCUAUUAGUAUACCAGAAGUUGAAGUUGAAGUUGAGUAUGAUAAGCCUGAUAAAGAGGAGGUAUUAGAACCCUUUUAUAAGUUUUUUAGAGAUGGCAAAUCUGUAGAAGAGCCUAGUGACUCAGAAGAUGUUAGUGAGAUCUUAAUGGAGGAAGAAGAGGACAAGAGGGUGUCUGUAGAGUAUUAUGAUCCAAAACCAGGAGAUUUUGUGGUGGGUGUGGUGGUUUCUGGGAAUGAAUACAAGCUUGAUGUUAACAUUGGUGCUGAUUUAUUGGGGACAAUGUUGACUAAAGAAGUGCUUCCUUUGUAUGAUAAAGAGUUGGAUUCUUUGUUAUGUGAUCUUGAGAAGAAUCCUGAAGAGUUUAUGAUGAAAGGGAAGAUGGGAAUUGCGAGAAAUGAAGCGGCAUUAAGUGGUGGUCCGGUGGCCGGGCUUCCAGUUGUGGAGCAUGGAACAGUUUUGUUUGCUGAAGUUUUAGGUAGAACUCUUAGUGGUAGACCGUUGGUCUCCACACGGCGGCUCUUUCGGCGAUUGGCCUGGCAUCGAGUGAGGCAGAUUAAGCAACUGAAUGAACCUAUAGAGGUCAAAAUUACAGAGUGGAAUACUGGUGGUCUUCUUACAAGAAUUGAGGGAUUACGAGCUUUUCUUCCUAAGGUUGAACUCGUGAAUCGUGUUAAUAACUUCACCGAGCUAAAAGAAAACGUGGGGCGUCGAUUGUAUGUUCAAAUUACUCGAAUAAGCGAGGAUACAAAUGACUUAAUUCUCAGUGAAAAGGAAGCUUGGAACGCGAUACACCUUAAGGAGGGAACUCUUUUGGAAGGAACAGUGAGGAAAAUAUUCCCGUAUGGUGCUCAAAUAAGGAUCGGCGAAAGUAAUAGAAGUGGAUUGCUGCACAUCUCGAACAUCACUCGAGGCAAAAUUGUUUCGAUCAAUGAUGUGCUAACACUCGAUGAAAAGGUCAAAGUUUUGGUCGUGAAGUCAAUGUUCCCCGAUAAAAUCUCUCUCAGCACUGCAGAGCUUGAAAGUGAACCUGGCUUGUUCUUAUCAAACAGGGAGAGGGUAUUUUCGGAAGCUGCAGAAAUGGCAAAGAAGUACAGGCAGAAGUUACCGCCGAUUUCUGGUACUCGAAAGCUAGAACAGCUUCAAUCGGAUGGCUUGCCCUUCAACGACGAAGAAAAUAUGUAUGCAAAUUGGAAAUGGUUCAAAUUUGAAGUAGAUAACCAACCAAAAUGACCACCAUACCCUUUUCUUAAUACCCUCAUGGCCAAUGUACAAAAGAAAGAAAAAAACAGAGCAUUUUAAUGGUGAUCUUAUAUUGCAUUUGGGAUCAAAGUUGACCUUUUUACAAAAAGUCAAAGUGUUUUUCAGCUUGAUUGCUGUAUGGUAUCAUGACAAGUUAUGAUCUUUAUUGCAUAUGUUGUUUGUAUAUACCGGUUCCUUUUCCAGCU